Molecule: messenger RNA, 766 nt
Organism: Gloeophyllum trabeum ATCC 11539
Lineage: Eukaryota; Fungi; Basidiomycota; Agaricomycetes; Gloeophyllales; Gloeophyllaceae
Product: DUF1640-domain-containing protein
Exons: 4
Coding region: 1-633 (210 amino acids)
Cellular component (GO): mitochondrion
Source: RefSeq, a predicted model, not a curated record
AUGAAUACCAGGACACUCGCUUCUUUACGCCGCUCGCCGCUUUUCCCAGCAUGGCGCAGGUUACGCGGAUUCCACUCUUCCCCUGUCCGCUCUGACUUCCACUUCGACACCCAUCACUUCGUCCAGCGCCUGGAGCGCGAGGGUCUGAACAGAGCGCAGGCGGAAGGAAUCAUGUCGGCGAUGGCGGAGGUAAUCGACGAGAGUAUCAGGAAUAUGACGAGCAACAUGGUGACGAAGGCGGAUCAGGAGAAGCACCAGUACACGCAGCAAGUAGACUUCGCCCAGCUCAAGUCGGAGCUACAGCUCAUGGAGAAGAACGACCUCGCCAUGCUGAAAGCCGAGAAUGACCGGCUCGUCAACGAUAUCGAGAAACUUAAACAGCGUCUUCGGGAAGAGAUCACUCGGACUCAGUCUGGCGUGCGAUUGGACCUCAAUCUUGAGAAAGGUCGAAUGAGAGAAGAGAGCAGCGGGCAAGAACUGAAGAUCAAGGAGGUCGAUACCCGGAUUGAACAAGAGAUAGCUGGCCUCAGGACUGCAAUUCAGGCUUCCAAGGCCACAACACUUCAGUAUCUUGUUGGAUUUGUCACUGGCUGCUCUGCUCUCCUGAUGGCAUACCUGAGGUUCCGGCUUUAGUAUACCUUUCCUUGCCUGGGCAUUGGUGCUCUAAUAUUCAUGUCAUUCAGGUGGGAGUACUAUAUGUAUAUGUAUAUACUUUUUUUUCCUUGGACAAGCAAUACUACCACCCAGCAACUGACUAUUGCUGCCG